Messenger RNA from Condylostylus longicornis, 1853 nucleotides. It is a transcript of the gene Jra, whose product is annotated as transcription factor Jra. The coding region runs from base 496 to 1374 and encodes 292 amino acids. Gene Ontology annotation, molecular function: RNA polymerase II cis-regulatory region sequence-specific DNA binding; DNA-binding transcription factor activity, RNA polymerase II-specific; transcription factor binding. Gene Ontology annotation, cellular component: transcription regulator complex. Gene Ontology annotation, biological process: regulation of transcription by RNA polymerase II; regulation of cell cycle; regulation of cell population proliferation. The transcript has 3 exons. The record is from RefSeq and is a predicted model, not a curated record. NCBI's taxonomy places the organism in Eukaryota, Metazoa, Arthropoda, Insecta, Diptera, Dolichopodidae.
UUUCAUCAUUUCGUAUCUGUCGCUUCAAGUGGAAAGAUAUUAUUGAAACUUUUUGGAAAAAAUUCAUUAUUUGGAUAAUAUUUUAUAAAAAAGUGUGAAGUGAUUGGAUUUUAUUAAAAGUUUUAUUAAAUUUUGGACUUAUAAGAAGAAGCCAUUUUUUUGAAAUACCAAAAAUUCAGAUUUGAUCAUUAACUCCAAGGUCAAAAGCUCUCAAGUCUUUGUUAAUUGAAAAAAAUUUUGUAUUAUUUAUAAAAAAUGACCGACAAUUAUUAAAACCAAAUCAAUAAAAUAUAAAAUUAAAGCUAAUAAUAAACAAAAAAUAAUAAUUAAAAUUUUAAAGUGUAAUCAAUCGUAUAGUAUAUUUUUUAAUGCAAUAUUAUAUAUUACAUACAUAGAAAUAUAUUCAUAAUUAGACAUAUAUUUGAUACGUGACGUUUAGAAAUUGACAUAAUCACUGACAUAACAGAGGCGUAUAAAAUAAGAAAGAAAAGAAUAAUGAGGAAAUUACCAGUAAACAAUAAUAAUAACAUAAACAAUAUAAAUCAAAAUAAUACUAGUGAUAGUAAUAUGGAUGCAACAUUUUUUGAAGAAAAUAAUCAGUUCAGUAAUACAAAUCAAUCAAACACAAUUAAAAGGCCUGCUUCUUUGGAUUUAAAUUCAAAUAAAAAUCUAGCUAAAAAACAACGUCUUAAUCAAACUGUUCCACCAUUAGUUUUAGAUUCACCGGGUAAUUUAAAAGAUUUACCAUUUAAUACUCCUGAAUUAUUAGAAAAGUUUUUAUUGAAUGCUCCUACACCUAACAAUAACAUCGUUGUGUUUCCGCCAACAAAAGCAACAAAAGAGCAAGAAAAUUUCUCAAAAGGUUUCGUAGAAGCCUUGGAAAAAUUGAAGGAAGGGGAAAAUACACAACAAAAUUCUAGUAAUUCCACUGUCCAAAAUCAGUCAUCUCAACAAACUCUAGUAACUAAUACCACAGCUUCUGUGGUAACAACAAGCGGAAUGAGUGGUGGAUCAAUAACUUAUACUAAUUUAGAUGAUAGUUUUCCAAUUGCUGCAAUAAAAGAUGAACCUCAACCGGCUUCACCACCAGUGAGUCCUAUCGACAUGGAAACUCAAGAAAAAAUUAAGUUAGAACGAAAACGUCAGAGAAAUCGCGUAGCCGCAUCUAAAUGCCGAAAGCGUAAACUAGAACGUAUUUCCAAAUUAGAAGAUAAAGUUAAAACAUUAAAAGCGGAAAAUGCUGAAUUGGGAGCUGUAGUAAAAAAUUUGAAGGGGCAUGUAUUUCAGCUGAAACAAGAAGUAAUCGAUCAUGUAAAUUUCGGUUGUAAUAUACCUGUAUAUGCAAAUGGGACAUCAAUGUUAGCGACCAAAUAACAUUUGGAUAACCAUCAAGUGGAGUUUGAAUGUAAAGAAGCAGAUGAUGAAAGAAAUCUGAGUAAUAAAAAUAAAAUAGAUAAUUUAAGUUUUUAUUGCGAUAGUCAACUACAACCUCAACAACAACCACAUAAUUUUAAUAAUAUACCAUCAUCCAGUAACUGUAGCAGUGACUGUGAUGAAGAAAAUAUAAAUAAUGACACUAAUAAAAAUAAUAAGCCUCUUUUAUUAGUUCUAAUUACUGAUUAUGAUAUAAUGCAAUAAAUCCCAAAAACAAUGAAAUUGAAAAUAAUAUAAUGUAAUUUUAGAAAGAAAAAGACAGGAAUAUAUUUAUAAUACCAUAAAAUCAAAAUUAUUUAGAUGAAAAAUAUGUAUUAUAUUUAAUUGGAUAAAAUUUUUAAAGAAUUUCAUAAUAUAUUUAAUUUAGUUUUAAGAAUCUUUAUAGUAUAUUAAACAUUUAAUAUAAACUAAUAUUGUUG